This is a messenger RNA of Debaryomyces hansenii CBS767, 1083 nucleotides long. Its product is annotated as U2-type spliceosomal complex subunit. The transcript has a single exon. The coding region runs from base 1 to 1083 and encodes 360 amino acids. Lineage: Eukaryota; Fungi; Ascomycota; Pichiomycetes; Serinales; Debaryomycetaceae. Gene Ontology annotation, biological process: spliceosomal complex disassembly. The record is from RefSeq and is a predicted model, not a curated record. Gene Ontology annotation, cellular component: spliceosomal complex. Gene Ontology annotation, molecular function: RNA binding.
AUGUCUAAUGAAAUAGGCAGCAUAGUCAACGGAGAUCUUGAUCUUUAUGAGUUCCUAGAAGUAGGCCCAACAUUCGAAGAAAGUGAAAUUAAACGUCAGUACAGACGUAAGGCAUUACAAUAUCACCCUGAUAAAAAUCCUAGUGAAGAUGCUGCUAAGAAGUUCCACUUACUAUCACAGGUAUAUGAAAUAUUAACCAAUGAUAAAUUAAGAUCUAAUUAUGAUAGGAUACGGCAACUUAAGAUCAAUAAAAUAGAAAGACUGAAGAAGUUAUCUGAACAAACUAGAGCUUUCAAAGAAGAAUUGGAAAAGGCUGAAAGAGAAUAUAAGUUUAACAAUUCCAAUGUAUUUGAUAAUACGAAUCGAGAAUUCAUGCAAAGAAAAGUAUGGGAAAAUAACUUAGAAAAAUUGAAAGAAGAAGGUCUAAGGAAGCGUAGGAUUCAUGAAAAAGAGAUAAUAAAACAAUCUGUUCCAGCUGCUAGCCAGGCUAAGAAAUACAUAUCGUUUAACGACAUACCGCUUAAGUCAGAGAAAAUAUCUACUUUCAUGAGCAUAGAAGAAGAUAAAGUUGACAGUGUGAACAAUCAGAUGACUAAAACUAUUGUUAGAUGGAAGCAUAAGCCAGAACUAAAAGAAUUAAUUACGCCAGAUAUCUUGCAAGAAAUGAUGAUAAUAUUUGGACCAGUUAAGUUUGCAAAAAUACUUCCAAACACGACAAAUUCAAGAUACGACUCGGGUAUCGUUGAAUUUGAAAACUCUAAAGGUGCUCAGCUAGCUGUUAAUCAUGACUACAAGAAGAGUGCCACUCUCUGGGAUAGGACGAAAGUCAGAAAAUUGGCUAGUUUAUUAAGAGAGUGUAGGUACGACACCUCAAUAAUACCUAUUUGUAAUAUAGAAAAUAAUUCAAUUAGUCUGGAAGAAGCUCAAAAAAUUUCGAGACUAAUAGCUAAGCUGAAUCAAAUAACAAAUUUUAAUCCUCCUUCAAAAUAUGCCGUUAAGAACAUUUCCUUAAAAUCUGAUACGUAUAUGCAUCAGCUUUUUAAUAACUUUAUCCUAAAAGAGGCUCGUAAGGAACUCAAAUGA